UUCUAAUCACAAUCACAAGCCUAGCACACAUAGCUAUAACUAACCCAUCAAUCGAUUACUAGGAACUUCAGUUAGUGAACUGAGGAGAUCGAUCGAACAGGCCUUUCAAAUUCAAAUAGAGAUCAUAGUAUUUGGAUGGCUUCGAUGUCGAUGAACUCGUCGAGGCCGCAGUGGACGGCGAAGCAGAACAAGCAGUUCGAGCAGGCACUGGCAGUGUACGACAAGGAGACGCCGGACCGGUGGCACAACAUUGCGCGCGCCGUGGGUGGCAAAUCUGCCGACGAGGCCAGGCGCUACUACGAGCUGCUCGUCGAGGACGUCAAACGCAUCGAGGCCGGCAGGGUGCCCUUCCCGGCAUACAGGUGCCCCGAUGGUGCCAUGGGCGGGUUCGAGGCCGACAGGCUAAAGCACCUGAAGAUAUAGGCGGCAUACAUGAAUGACUAUGAAGCAGCGCGCUAUGCAAGUCGGCCUAUCCGCCAUCAUGCGCGUUUCUGCCCACAAGCAAGUGAACAGGAGCAUGCAUCGAUCGACAUCCGAUCGUGCGUGCAUGUAGAUAAGCAGGAAUUACUAAUUUGUACUGUACUUACAUCAAUCUAUCUCUGUACUAUCCGUCUAAUACAUAAACAAUCCAUAUACAUAUAUAUUUGGUAUC
Messenger RNA from Lolium perenne, 652 nucleotides. RefSeq names its product protein RADIALIS-like 3. Lineage: Eukaryota; Viridiplantae; Streptophyta; Magnoliopsida; Poales; Poaceae. The record is from RefSeq and is a predicted model, not a curated record. Gene Ontology annotation, molecular function: DNA-binding transcription factor activity.